CUUUCUCAAAAUCAAAUGCCUAGAUUCUUCAAAUGUUUGUGGCGGCAAAAUUCAGUGAGAAGGGCCAAUCAUUGGCCCUAACAGGAGGGAGAAGAUCAUCACAAUCUUCUACCUCUUCUUCUAUUACAAAAACCAUCUGCUUUUGUGCAAUUUGUAAAUCUCAUCAAUCGUAUUGGUUUGCGGUUAAUAUUUCCUUCGAAGCUGAAGAAGAGUUGGAGAGCAGAACAAAGGGAAGAGACCCAGAUGAAGAAGACUUGAUGGCCCGCUUCUGUGGACGUCAUCAUCACCACUUUGAUGGUGUGACUUAUGGAGAUGCAGUGCCCAGAUGGGUGGCUCGUUGGAUUCGUGUAGCAGAACCAGGAAAUGUCCUCAAAAACCAUCACCAGCGGCAACAACAAUAGCGAUCCAGGGCUUCACGAAUUCCUUGCGAUGAGUCCAAAGUUGUGAGGACCCGGCAAUGCCAAAUAUGAUGUGUUUCAGUGACAACUCCUCUUCUUUGUCCUUCUUUUUCGUUUCGAAAAGGCUGGAGAUGUCGAAAAUAUCUUGAAGGACGACUGAUGAGAUGAAGGCAUACAAGUGUUUUAAGUUCUUUUCAAUUUUUAAUGUGAGGAAGAUUGUGAUUGUGAGUCAUUUAGUUGCUGGGUUCCAUGAUUUUUGCAUUUCAACAUUGUUGUUGAUGCUGCAAAGAUUGAUGUCCCGAAGUUUUAAAUAAAGAUUGUAUUAGUGGUAUUUAGUUGUGGGCAAGAUUGUACUAGUGGUAUUUGGUUGUAGGCUUGCUGCUAACUUGGAGGAAUUGGUUCUGAUGUGAAUUGUUUAUGUGGUUUUGGCAUAGUUGUUCUGAUGUGAAUUGUAGCUUUUAGUUAUUGUAUUUGCAAAUAAUUUUUGUGUUUAUAGAUGAGGUUCAUCUUUUUGUUUGGGUGUUUGGAUCUCAUUGUAAAUUUUGUUCAU
Molecule: messenger RNA, 948 nt
Organism: Quercus lobata
Lineage: Eukaryota; Viridiplantae; Streptophyta; Magnoliopsida; Fagales; Fagaceae
Exons: 2
Coding region: 33-401 (122 amino acids)
Source: RefSeq, a predicted model, not a curated record